AUCUCUCACAUUUUCCCCUUCCUUCCAGCACAACCCAUGAUACCCGGCUUCCCCUAGCCAUCUUUUCUUUCUUCUGCAUGUUGCUGACUAUCUUGCCAGAUUCCGCCUAUCAUUUCACCCGCUCAGCGAACCGUCGACUACUCUUAUCAAAUUUGCCCGGGUAAUGCCUAUGAUCAUGGACGACCAAAGCUACAACAACAUGGAUGUCGACGAUCUCUUCGGAGAUUCGGAACAGGUCGCCUUGCCUAGCAUAAAUGCCAUCCAUGCGCCACCCGUAAAAGGCCUUGCGAGGAGAUUAGACGAGCUGAGCGCAAGCGGAUGUUGUUCGAAGAUCGCAUGGUCAAAGAAUGGAUGCGUGGCCUACAUCACCCCAGACGGCUACUCGGUCAAUCUGAGGGUGUUCUCACGAGAUGAAUCCACGGGCAAAUGGGACCUGGGAAAGGACACUCCAGUAGAGGUGCCGCACGGACAGGAUGAGUUCCCUUUUGUGCAUAUUUCCUGGAGCCAUCUGGGAAAUGACCUCGCUGUCAUGGAUGCAGCUGGACACGUGAUGGUGUUUUCCUGCGCCAUGGCGCUCGAUCGGAUGACGUUCAUGAGAGCAGACCUCGCUCAGCCAGAUGCUGAGAUGGACGCUGUAGUGGGCAUGCACUGGCUGGCCAUACUCCCAUACGAGCAAAAGAAUCACAUCGCAUGGUCCGCGAACAGAGAGGGAGAGAAGUGGAAAUUCCACAUCACCUCGCAUUCAUUCAACGACAUGCAUCACCCCGCCGAAGGAAAAGCUUCGUUGAUCUACCUCAAGCGGCAUGGCGAUCUCAAGCUACGCUUUCAGCAGCCCGACAGCAGCUGGCAAGAGGUGACUGCUCAGCUAGGGCCGAAGAUCUCGACCAGAGAGACAUUCACGCAUGCCGCCUUUGCCUCGAACAAUGAUAACACCUUGGUGCUGGCAGCGUACGAUGUGUCGGGCCGACUGCGUCUCUAUCAGGUGGACGCGCAUUGGAGCAUUCCACCCCAAAAACAUGGCCAGCAGCCACCGAAACAAUACGAAAAGCCGGAACUGCAGGUGUCUGAGCUCAUGGUAGAAGACAAUUGCUUCCCUGCUAUGAUAAACAGCGAUCUGAACGGUGGCUCGGAGUCAAGAGUUAGAGUGCCAGCUCAACUCACCCACCUCGACUUUUUGCCGGUCACUCCAGAGCAGAACGACGGGUCAUUACCGACAAUCCAGGCUAUCUUCUCCACUCCUCCAAAUGUGGUCUCAGUCGACCAAACGCAUCCCGCCCAGGAUCCCUUCAGCAUUGUCGUAAGAUGGGAAGCGCAGCACAUGCAGCAGAAUCAGCUGCAUACUAGCCUCGACAAAGUUACGUCCAAAAAGAAGAGCAUAAGCUCUGUGCCCGCGCGGGGUGUGUGGCUUUUGAGAAGACAGCCUGAUACCAUGACGCACUCGGUCAUCCUAUCAUUUGUGCCACUAUGGUACCAUAUGCUGCUGGCGUAUUGCUACAGCGACGGAACGAUCGAAUUCCGAAAGCGCUCCACUAUGGCAGUCAUUGCUCCUGACUACAACACCGACACUGUAUCCUCGCUUCCUCAAGCCGGGUUCUCUUUCACAACCUUAGAACCCUCUCUCCACGUCGCCCUAUCCCCCAACUACUGCGUAGCAGCCUGCAUGCAGCAAGAAGGUAGCAUUAAAGUACGCUCUAUGGAAUACACCUAUGGAACGCUCGCCACCGACGACGAUGAUGCCCGCCACUCCGCCGCCAUCGCAGCUCUCAUCCUCCAAACCGCUACCGCCGCAAACCAAUACUUCUGCAGUGACGACAUCUUCUCUACCAUGGGCGAUAUCUCCGAGGCGCGCAAAAGCACCUUCAUCAAACUUAUGUUCGAAGGCCUCAACGUCAACAUCGACUGCGGCAUCGACGACCAGUCCAACAACCACCUCAUACUCCUGGGCCGCUCCCCCUUCUUCGUCAAGACCCUCUCCUCGAUUCACCUCCUCGGCCUCCAUGGAAGCGUCAACAGAUCGCUCACCAGCAAAAUGUCGUGGAUCACCCUGAACAUAAAAUACGUCACCCAGAUCCUCACCACCAUCGCGCGCAUGCACGGCCAGAUCGAGAAAAACCCGCUACGUCCCGAAGUCGUCCCUCAAUUCAUCGGCAUAUGCCGCUGGAUCAUGCACUUCAUGGUGUACAUGAUCGACGAGUUGCUCGCGAUCGGUCACGAAAUCAAGACCUUCGCCGCCCAAAAUCCCAACGGCAUCACGCGCGAAGCUCUCGAAGCGAAAAUACACGAGCUCAACAAACCCGCCCUCCUCGUCCUCCUCUCCUCUUUUCCUAGAAUGAUGAUGAAGCUCUGGGCCCAGCCGAUCCAAUGGGUAAUGCGCACAUCCUUCACCUAUAUCAAUGGGAACCCACCACCCGAAAUGCGCAAACUAUACUAUCCGCUACACCAAGCCCUCAGUGAAACGCCUCUCGACUGGCGGCACUUCGAGCACCUCGUCUCCGAAGCACAGCACCUCGUUCGAAACUGCUACAAGCGCUGCGUCUCUGGCAAACCCGAGGAGCAGGCCGCGCUGCGCAACCUCCACGAGCGCGAACUCGUUCUCGGCCGCAUCCCGGACGUCCUCGUGCCUGCCGCACGCCGCCUCGUAACCGACACUCUGUUCAACGAAAACCAGCAGAACGGAUGCUUGGCCGACAAAGUCGACAUGGCGAAGAUUAUGUUCUUCGACACAACAUGGCUCGGCUUUCAGGAGUCGCGGCGCGCGGCCGAGUGGUUCGACACGCACGUCGUCGACGUGUGCCAGAAGAUGAUUAUACGCGGUACGGGUGCGCAGUCGCAUCCCACGGGUGCUGCGAGUGCGGCGGCGCAGCAGGGGAAUCGGAAUAGGAGUGACAGCAUGCAGAGCUUGAGCAUGGGUAUGGGAGGUGCCGUGGAGGACGGAAAGAAGAGGAAACAGCAACUGAGGAAGUGUGUCAGGUGUGGUGCGUACAUGGAGGAUGUGACGAUGGGAUUGCCAGGCUAUGCGAAUCAUCACGUUUCUUGGUUGAUGGGCGUUGCGAAGCAUUGCGUUUGCGGGAAUAGCUGGAUGCUAGCGCCGGAGAAGAAGAGAGCGAGAUAGGGCAACGUCGAACUGUUAUGGAGAGUUUAUUCAGACAUGCAAGUCAGAGCUGCCAGUUUUUGGCCUAUGAAGCACGUCCAGAUCCGCAGGCGAGAUACCUAGCCCCCAAAA
Messenger RNA from Trematosphaeria pertusa, 3223 nucleotides. RefSeq lists its product as uncharacterized. Gene Ontology annotation, cellular component: mediator complex. NCBI's taxonomy places the organism in Eukaryota, Fungi, Ascomycota, Dothideomycetes, Pleosporales, Trematosphaeriaceae. The record is from RefSeq and is a predicted model, not a curated record. The coding region runs from base 164 to 3112 and encodes 982 amino acids. Gene Ontology annotation, biological process: positive regulation of DNA-templated transcription. The transcript is spliced from 4 exons.